AAAACACACACUCUUUAUAUACAGUGGCUUGUCGUUUUGGCUAUAUUUUUUGUCUUUGUUUUAUACUUGUUGGAUUGAAUGGACAGCUCAUAUCACAAAAACAAAAAUCAUAAAUAUAUUGGUUACCAAUUUGGAUUUGAUCAAGUCGUUGCCUAUUUGAUUUUUUUUUUAAUCAUUAACAAUCGUCUAUCGAACAAAGGUUAGGAUUUGGGAUUUGGAUUUUUAUUGGAUAUUGACGUUUUAUAGCCAAUCAUCAAAAAUGAUGUUUGCCAUUCAAAUGUUUUGAUGUGAUCAUCUUCUAUUAUACAUCGAUUAUCGUUCAUCAUUGAAUGAAUAGCACCGUAUUUGUAACCAAAGAUCAAUCAUCAUACCAAAUAUUUGCUAUCCAACAAAUAUCAAGUUAAUCGAUCAAUCGAUAUCACAAUAAGCUAGGCGUUUUUCAUCCACAUUUCAAAAUCAAAUAUUUUAUCAUAUUCAUAGCAUCCAUUUGGUCUCAUCAUCAUCAUCAUCAUCACCAUCAUCAUCGAUCAUUUGUUCAUUGUUCAUUCUUUUGAUAGAUUCUAAAUCAAAAUUUUUAAAAAAAGAUGGCCUGGACUAAAUAUCAAAUAUUUCUGGCAGGAUUAAUGAUCAUUACUGGAUCGAUUAAUACAUUAGCUACCAAGUGGGCUGAUGAUAGUGAAUCAAAAGGUCGUGAUGGUAAAGUAAAAAAAUUUAAUCAUCCAUUUCUACAAGCAGUGUCCAUGUUUUUUGGUGAAUUUCUUUGUUUUUUGGCCUAUAAACUAAUGUUUCAUUAUUAUAUGCGACGUAAUGAAAAUGAUGAAGAAAAAUUACCUUAUUCAAUUAAAGGCAAUCGAAAAUUUAAUCCAUUCAUAUUUAUGAUACCAGCAUUAUGUGAUAUGACGGCCACAUCUGUCAUGUAUAUUGGUUUAAAUAUGACAAGUUCAUCCAGUUUUCAAAUGUUACGUGGUGCACUCAUCAUAUUUACCGGAUUGUUUUCCAUAAUAUUCUUAAAACGACGUCUUCGAUUAUAUCAUUGGGUCGGAAUGUUUUUGGUUACCGGUGGUUUAGUUAUUGUCGGUUUGAGCGAUAUGUUGGCCAAAAAGACUGGUGAAUCUGGUGAAUCAAAUUCGAUAAUCGGUGAUGUACUUAUUAUGUUGGCACAGAUUGUCGUUGCAACACAAAUGAUUGUUGAGGAAAAGUAUGUUUCUGGUUCGAAUGUAUCACCAUUACAGGCCGUUGGUUGGGAAGGUAUAUUCGGUUUCAUUACAUUAUCUCUGCUAUUAGUGCCGAUGUAUUUCAUCAAAGUUGGUGGCAAAAUGUUCGAAACAAAUCCAAAUGGUCAAAUUGAGGAUGCUAUUGAUGGUUUCUAUCAGAUUUUCAAUAGCUGGGAAGUUGCAAGUGGCAUUUCGGGAACGAUCAUGAGCAUAGCAUUCUUUAAUUUUGCUGGCAUAUCAGUCACUAAACAAUUAUCGGCUACUACUCGUACUGUAUUGGAUUCAGUUCGAACGAUUAUCAUUUGGGUAUUUAGUCUGGCAAUUGGUGAGGAAUAUUUUUCCCUGUAUAAAUUGGGUGGAUUUUUCGUAUUGCUUAUUGGCAUGGCAAUCUAUAACAAUGUAUUCAAUGGAUUAUGCAGUAAUAAUACCGAAACAUUGAUUAUUACGGAUGAUGCUGAAGGUGAAGAAGCUGAUGGUGCCCAUUCACAGGAUAUCAUUUCCUAGUCGAAUAUCUUGUCAGCUUUCUUUUCAAUUAAUCAACUACCACCACCCACAUUAAUGUAAAAAAAAAAAAAAUCUCGUUUUGUCAUUUUUUCAUUUGAUAAUGAUUUGUAGACAUUAUUAUGUCCAUGUGAUUCCAUUAUCAUUUUUUUUAUCACCAUAUUUACAUUUUUGGAUACAUAUUCUCUUUUUUAAAAAAAAUUAACUCACUCAUCAUCAUCACACACACACACACACACACACAUGUAAUCAUCGAUCAUCGAACUUAGUUCAAUAAUUUUUUUUUUUUUUCAUCAUUUCAAAACAAAAUAGAUAGAUUACACUUAUUUUCAAUUAACAGAUGGAAGCACUUGACGGUAUUUU
This is a messenger RNA of Dermatophagoides farinae (American house dust mite), 2078 nucleotides long. It is a transcript of the gene Tango9, whose product is annotated as transport and golgi organization 9. NCBI's taxonomy places the organism in Eukaryota, Metazoa, Arthropoda, Arachnida, Sarcoptiformes, Pyroglyphidae. Gene Ontology annotation, cellular component: membrane; intracellular membrane-bounded organelle. Gene Ontology annotation, biological process: transmembrane transport. Gene Ontology annotation, molecular function: transmembrane transporter activity. The record is from RefSeq and is a predicted model, not a curated record.